This is a messenger RNA of Syngnathus typhle (broad-nosed pipefish), 6633 nucleotides long. Its product is annotated as nebulin-like. Gene Ontology annotation, molecular function: actin filament binding. Bases 87 to 6287 code for a protein of 2066 amino acids. Lineage: Eukaryota; Metazoa; Chordata; Actinopteri; Syngnathiformes; Syngnathidae. The transcript has 54 exons. The record is from RefSeq and is a predicted model, not a curated record.
GAGGAAACGACGACAUCAUCUGAGGUGGAGCAUCAGCUAGAUUGAAGAGGCGGAAAGGGAGAAGGAGGAGGAAGCAGCGUGGGAGGAUGAGGAGGAGGAGGGCAGAGAAUGGUCCAAUGUUACAGGGUCACACCAUGGAGCCCUCGCCAGCUCUUGAGCAAGCUGUGAGGAAGGAGAUUCGACAAGAAGAAACUUUUCAGGAGACCGUGACCACCUUCACGUCUCACCUUGACACAAACGGACGCACGGGCUCGUCUGAAUGCGUGUACAUUAACGAGACUGCGCAAGCUAAAGUGGAAAGAGAAGACGAGAAGGAGGACGGAGAAGUGGUGCGAAAGGAAGCGAGUGGAGAACACGAACAAGGAGGAGCAAACGGAUCCGAGGAACCACAGGCCUCAAGUGAUGGCCGCCCAGUUCUUCCUGACCCGGGGUUCAACAGGAGAUGCAGCCUGCUGGCCAGUGAGGUGAAGUACAAAGAGGACUUUGAGAAGAUGAAGGGUCAGAGUCUCUUUGUCCCUGCGGCCGACCUCAUUCACGCCAAGAACAUCAGCGCGGUGGUGUCUGAGUCCAAAUAUAAGCAGGAGGGCAGGGAGGAGACGUCCUUGUCCCUCUACUCGCUGCUUCCAGACACGCCGCAGAUCCAACGGGCCAAGGAAGUGACCCAGCUGCAGAGCGAGGUUAAAUACAAAGAAAACAUGAAGACGUCUUCCUCACUGUAUUCUCUCAUGCCAGAGACCAACGACACUCACUUUGUCAAAGAACUCACCGACUUACUCAGCCAGAACAAGUACAAGGAGGAGGUGAAGAAGGAACUGAGCAGUACUUUGUACUCCCAACUCCCCGAGACCAGCGAGAUGCAUCUGGCCAAAAGCGUCCACGAGUUUCAGAGUGACAAAAAGUACACAGAAGACGGCAAGAGAAAAGCCUCCGUCUCGCUCUACUCCCGACUGGCCGAUACGCCCGAGAUCCAACACGCGCUGGAGAUGUCGCAGCUGCAGAGUGAUGUGAAUUAUCGACCCAAGGUGUUGGUGAAAGGAGCUCCUUCGUCUCUCUACUCUCAACUGACCGACACCAAGGAGAUCCAGUUUGCCAGGGAGAUGACCGAGCUGCACAGCCAGCUCAAGUACCAGGAGGAUGGCAAGAAGAGGCGGAGUCAGACGUUGUACUCCAAGCUGCCGCGCACCAUGCAAACCGAGUUUGCAAAGACGGUUGCCGACUUGCAGAGUGAGCGCCGCUACAAACAAGUGGGCCAGAACUCGUCCUCCUACUCGCUUCUACCGCAGACGCUGGAGACGCUCCACGCCAAGGACGCGUCCCAACUCGCCAGCGAGGUGAAGUACAAAGAGGACGGCAAGAAGGAGAUGAGUGUCAACUUGUACUCGCUGAUGCCUGAAACCAUCCACACGCAACGCGCCAAAGAGAUCUCAGACCUGCAGAGUCAGGUCAAGUACAAAGCAGGCGCGCAGCAGCAGAUGCAGAGUAGCUUGUACCAUCAGCUUCCAGAAACUCCCCAGACUCAGCUGACCAAGCAAAUGUCCCAACUCCAGAGCGAGAGCAAGUACAAGUCGGCGGGUGAGCAGGAGCUUCGCAGCUCUCUGUACUCCGCCCUGCCCGUCACCAUGGAGACGCAGCAUGCUAAAGAUGCCGCAGAGCUGCUAAGUGAGCUCAAGUACAAAGAGAGCGGUAAGAAGGAGAUGCCCGCCUGCCUCUACGCCACUUUAGCUGACACCUCCCAAACCGCCUUCAACAGAGACAUGACGGACAUGCAGAGCGAGAUCAAGUACAAGGAGGACGGGAAGAGGUCCCUCUCUCAGAGUUUCUACUCUCAGCUGGCGCAGACGCCUGAGACUCAGUUUGCUAAAAGUGUUGCAGAGCUGCAGAGCGAGGUCAAAUACAAGGAGGAGGCCCAGAAGCAAAUGUCGUCCUCGCUCUUCUCCGGCUUACCUCGCACGCUCCAGACUCAGCGGGCGAAGGAGCUCACGGAGCUCCAGAGUCAGGUGAAAUACAAGGAGUGCCACAAGGAUGCGUCCUCGGCCCUCUUUCGCUUCCUCCCGGAGACGCCAGAGACGCAGUUUGCCAAACACGUGUCGGAGAUCCAAAGCGAGGCAAACUACAAGCGAGACAAAGAGGACAUGUCCGUCUCCUUGUACUCCUUGAUGCCACAAACGCCCGAAGUUCAAUUUGCUAAAGACAUGGCCGACACUCACAGCCAGGCCAAGUACAAGCAUGAGGCCAAGCAGCAGGCGGCAGCGUCUUUGUACGCCCAACUUCCCGAAACGCUGGAGACCAAACACGCCAAAGAAGCCAGCGCACUGCAGAGUGAAAAAGCGUACAAAGCCGAGGGCAAGAAGCAGAUGAUGUCGUCGCUCUAUUCUCAGCUUCCCGACAUCCCGCAGACGCAGUUGGCCCGAGAGGUGGCGCUGAUCCAGAGCGAGAACAAAUACAAAGAGAGCGGCAAAAUGGCGCAGAGCGUCAGCUUCUAUUCGCAGCUCCCAGAGACUAACGACAUCCUGUUUGCCAAAAGCGUCUCCGAGAUCCAAAGUGAGAACAAGUACAAGGAGGCGGGUCGGAGGCAAGCACCCGACUGUCUCUACUCCAAGUUGCCCGACACUCUGGAGACUCGACACGCUCGAGACGUGUCCCAGUUGAGGAGUCAGGUGGCCUACAAGCCGGACGCCAGCAAGACGUACUAUCACCAAAUGCCUCAAACCACACACAUGGAGUUGGCCAAACAUCUCAACCACUUAUACAGUCAGGUGAAGUACAAAGAAGACGGGAAGAAAGAGAUGAGUAAGAACUUGUACUCGCUCCUUCCCGAGACAUCGGAAACGCACUUUGCCAAACAGAUGUCGGAGUUACACAGCCAGAGCAAGUACCAGAAGGACAAAGAAGAUCUGUGCAAUUCUUUGUUCUCUGUCCUGCCCGAAACUCUAAACACUCGCUUCGUGAAGGACAUGGCGGAAACUCACAGCCAGAUGAAAUACAAGGAGGCGGGGAAAAAAGAAGCUAGCAGCGCCUUGUACCAUCAGAUGCCCGAGACUGCCGAGACGCUUCAUGUGAAAGAAAUUUCCGAGCUGCAGAGUCAAAUCAAGUACAAGCAGAGUGGCAAGGAAGUGAUGACGACCAGCCUGUACGCUCAGCUCCCGCAGACGUCCGAGACGCAGCUCGCCGCCAGGAUGGCGCAGCUGCAGAGCAAGUUUAAGUAUAAGCAGGAGAGCAUCAAGAGCCUCGGUCGCAGUGCCUACAGUCAGCUGCCAGACACCGCCGAGACGCGGCUGGCCAAGGCGCUCACCCACCUCCACAGCCAGACCAAAUACAAGGAAGCCGGCAGGAAGGCGUCGGCCAUCAGCCUCUACCACCACCUGCCUGAGACCCUGGAGACUGUGCACGCCAAAGAGGCCACGCGGCUGCAGAGCCAGGUCCAGUACAAGGUGGACGCUUUGAGGACACAAGGCACCAGUCUGUACUCGCAGCUGCCCCACACUCAGGAGACCAAAUUUGCCAAGGCAGUCAUGGAGCUUCAGAGUGAGAAUAAAUACAGAGCGAGAGGUCGGGAGGAGAGCGGCAGCUGCGGCUUCCACAAGAUGGCUGACACCAAUCAAACGGAAUUCGUCAAGCGCUUGAGCGACAUUCAGAGUCAGAGCAAGUACCAGAAGGACAAAGCCGAUCUGUCUGCGUCGUUGUUCUCCUCGCUGCCCGAGACUCUGGACACCCGCUUUGUGAAGGACGUGACGGAUAUGUUCAGCCAGAUUAAAUACAAAGACGCCAGUAAGAAGGAGAUGGUCAAGAGUUUGUACUCGCUGCUGCCUCACACCAAAGACACUCAGCACGCCAAAGAGCAGAGUCAGCUACACAGCCAGAAGUUGUACAAGGACGACGGCAAGAAAGAAGCCGCCAGCACUUUGUACGCUCAAAUGCCUCAAACCAUCGAAACCGUCUUUGCCAAAGAGCUCAGCAAGACGCAGAGUGAUAAGUUCUACAAGGAGAAAUACAAUCACGAGAAAGGAAAGUCGGACUACGCCAACAUGAAGACGUUGCCGGAGGUGGAGCACGCCAUGGAGGUCAACAAGAAGCAGAGCGACAUCAGCUACAGAAAGGGAAAAGAGGAGCUUCACCACUACAGCACAGCGCCCGACAGAGCGGACAUCGUCAGCGCCACCAACGCAGCCAAAUUGGCCAGCCAAGUGGCCUAUAAGAGCGAUGCCAAGCAGCUGGUUGUGAGUGACGCUUCUCUCCUCACGCGCACGGACAUCCAUCACGCCAAGGAAGUGUCCAAACUGGCCAGCCAGGUGAUGUACAAGCAGGCGCACGGGCGACCUUGCUACAACCCGCUGGAUUGCGUGUCCUUCAAACACACACAAGCUGCCACGGCGCUCGCCAGCCAGGUCAAGUAUAAAAGCAACCAGAACCAGAAAGUGGAAGGUUCUUCUGACCUGCCCAACCUCCUGCAGCUGGAACAUGUGCUGCACGCCAGCAAACUGCAGAGUAACGUGGAGUACAAGAAGAAGCAUGAGCAGAACAAGACUCAGUACCACCUCGCUCUGGAUACGGCUGACCAGCGCCACCAUAAGGAAAACGCAGUGCUGCACAGUCAGGUGAAGUACCGCGAGGAGUAUGAAAAGAACAAAGGUCGCACAAGUGUGGAGUUUGCCGACACGCAAACAUACAAAGUGCAGAAGGAGGCGCAAAAGAUGCAAAGCCAGAGGGAAUACAAGCGUGACUAUGAGGAGCACGUGAAAGGCAAAGCCUUGGUGGAGGUCGAGCAGACGCCGGAAUAUCUGACAGCUCGUCAGGCCACCAACCUGCUCAAUGAGAAGGAGUACAGGAAGGACCUGGAGCAGGAAGUGAAGGGGCGGGGCUUAUCUGGGCUGGGCCUGGAGGACACGCCCGAGCUCCUGAGAGUCAAACAGGCCAAUCGGAUCCUGAACCAGAAGGAGUACCGCAGAGACCUGCACACGGAGGUUCUGGGCAAAGGGAUGCAGCUCAGCGCCGAUGUCCUGGAGGUGCGACGGGCCAAGAGGGCCUCCGAGAUCCAGAGUCAGACGUCCUACAAACAGACGGAGCAUCUCAGGGAGAACUCGUACGGGAGCAUCACCGACACCCCGGAACUUGUGCACGCCUCUUACCUUAAAGAUAUCUACAGUCAGAGGAAGUACAAAGACGAUGCGGAGCGGUUGCGCGGUCGCUACAGUGCGCCGUCGCUCACUCCAGAGAUGGAGCGAGUGAAAGCCAAUCAACGGCACAUCAGCUCGACGCACUACUGCUGGGACUCCAAGCUCAUGAGAGGUCUCAUGUCCUCCGUUAAUGAGACGCCAGAGAUCGUCCUCGCCAGAGAGAACGCCAAGAAGAUCAGUGAUGUGCAGUACAGAGAAGAGGUGGGCUGCGGGACCGCCGUCGUGGAAACGCCUGAGAUAAAAAGAGUCCGGCGCAACCAGGAGAACAUCAGCUCAGUGAGCAUGCACACACACGCACAAAAUGUUUGUGUCUGUGACACAAUACGUGUGCGUGUGUGUGUACAGGUGAAGUACCAGCGUGGGCUGCAGGAGGUGCGUGGGCACAGCUGCACUGAGCUGGACACCCCCGAGUACAGGCGGGUCCGGAGGUCUCAGGACUCGGUUUCCAUGGCCAAGUACCAUGAGGACUUUGAGCGCGCCCGCGGUCGAGGUUGCACGCCAGGCCUGGACGAGCCCGGCAUGGAGCGCUACCAGCGAGCCAAUCACAUGAUGACCGACGCAGCCCCCAACCAGUUGAUGGACACGGACAGACGGCCCGGCGGCAUCAUCGUAGACCUGAAGGUGUGGAGAACAGACCCAGGCUCUAUAUUUGACUUUGACCCUUUGGAGGAUGACAUCCAGUCCAAGAGCCUUCGCAGGAUGUCUGAGCGGGCAGAGCGCAAGCUGAGCAGGCCUCAGUCCCGGCAGUCACACAGCUCGCUGACCUCUGACCUCUGGGAGCGCAGCAGUAGCUGCGACACGCCGGCUCCGGUGCUUCCCGGAGCCUACCACCAGGGCGUGCACAUGCAGCCGCAAUCUCAGUAUCAUGGCUACAUGCAUCAAACCAGCAUGUCGUCGGUCAGAUCCGUCACCUCGCCGCCACACUCCUCCACCAUGCGUGUUUACCGGGCGCUGUACGACUACGCGGCGCAGGACCACGAUGAGGUCUCCUUCAGGGACGGUGACGUCAUUGUCAACGCUCAGCCCAUCGACGAGGGCUGGAUGUAUGGGACCGUGCAGCGCACCGGGAAGUCCGGAAUGUUGCCCGCCAACUACGUGGAAUGUUGCAACUAAAGGGGGGAUACAUGUGGUUUUGCGCGAGUGUGUGUGUGUUUAGGCUUGUUUUUUCCUCACUCUUCAUCUACAUUACCACUUGAUCACAUAGCAUCUUUUGAACGUCCGUUUUUGUGUUUUGUAUGUUUGAUUUCACAACUGCUGUGAAAAUAAUUAUUUGUGAAUUGUUUAAUAGAUGUCGUUUUUAUUUUUAGUUGAGGUUUGGGUCCACAUACUCUUGAUCGUAGAUUCAACUUUAAUCGCAUGUUGUUUCUCACCACUAUGUAUUGCCGUGCCUCAUAUGACAUAAACACACACGUGCACACGGUCUUACAUCAAAAAAAUAAAACAGCAUUUGUCAGCACAA